Messenger RNA from Anopheles funestus (African malaria mosquito), 5857 nucleotides. It is a transcript of the gene yem, whose product is annotated as ubinuclein-2. The record is from RefSeq and is a predicted model, not a curated record. Gene Ontology annotation, cellular component: nucleus. The transcript is spliced from 6 exons. The coding region runs from base 947 to 4474 and encodes 1175 amino acids. NCBI's taxonomy places the organism in Eukaryota, Metazoa, Arthropoda, Insecta, Diptera, Culicidae.
AAAAUGUGACAGUUCACCGAUUGUUUACAGCCAUGAGCAGCAGUAGAAGCAGCAGCAGCAGCAGCAGACAGAAGAAAAAUCCAAUUGUCCGUUUUCUUGAUGCGUGUACGCAAAGUUUCACGACAGUCCCGGGCAGCGGUAAAAUUACAGAUCGUUGUAACAUUAUUCUUGCAUAAGCAAGAACGUAUUUCUGGUUCGUUCGUGUGGUAACUGGUGCUUAUCGUGUGUGGGCUUAAAAUCGGCGUCAAGUACAGCAAAAAAAAAAAUCGGGCACGUCCGGCUACACUUUUUUUUCGGUGCAACGUGCGUGCUUGUAGAUAUAUGAGCGCAUGUGAGUGUGUGUAUGUGCUACUGUCAAAUGUGUGUGUGUGUUUCUUUUUAGUGCGCUCAGGGAAUAUAUUUCGCGAAAACCCGAAGCAAUCCAAGAAAGUCCCUUGCCUACAGUGUUCAGUUCCGACGCGCACUGAAGUAUGCACCAUUUUGUAUUAAGUUGUGUUAUUGGAGCGUUCGCGAACGCGUAAGGUGAUAAGUAAUAGUCGAGUAGCAGCAGUUUUGCACCUUUGAUCAGUGGACGGAGAAGUCGGUCUGUGGGUGUGUGCGUGGCCUAUUGCGUUUUGCGUUCCCUUUUACCUCCGCUUGGCGAACAGCAGCCCAGUCUGUCCUUCCAAUCGUAUUGCGAAUGACGGGAAAAACGGAACAACCGGCCCUGGCAGUAGGACCAUCGUUUCGUGGCGGUUUCAAUCGAACGUAGCGUGCGAGAAGAAGCAGCGACGAAGAAGAAAAGCAUCGCGCGCGCCACUCGCACCGCGCUUCCGUCUUUUGAGCUUCCGUUGCCUUCGCCUUCGAAGGAGCCACGGCGGCUAGAACGAAAACGGCGUUAAUCGAGCAGAAAAGAAGAGUGAAAGUGCGUUGUACACUGGUGGGCAGUACAGGGUGAAGGUGCAUAAUGUCGGAUGUAAAACGCGCCAUUGGCGAUGUAAUGAAAAAGGGCGGCGGUGGCGGUGGUAGCGGUUCCAAUCCAUUCAGUGCCCUAUCGGCGUCAGAGUGUUCGGUGUCAGCAGCGACCCUAAAUCCCUUCGGUAACAGCGACAAAGAUGGCCGAGGGGAUCGAACUAAUGGGGCAAACGGAAGUGGUGGCAAGGGUGGAAGAAAGUUCCCAACGAUACGUCUCGAGAUGAACCUCUUCGAACCGACCGCCGACAGUUUUCCGGAGUUUAACUUUUCCAAGCUGAUCCACGAAGAACAGAAACGUCUUAAAAAGGCACAGAAGAAACAAAUCGAUAGAACAUCCAAUGGAUUCCUAUCGGAUCCGGAUAUGGAUGUUGAAGUCGAACGAAUGGCUAAAGAGUUGGAGAGAAAGUAUGGUAUGGGGUCAGAAUAUGCCACCAAGGGCAAAACAGCCCGUCCGACCAAGCUGGAUUAUUAUGAUCGUGGUGCGGGCUACGACGAGGAAGAUUCCUUCAUCGAUAAUUCUGAAGCGUACGACGAACUCAUACCGCAGGAAGUGGAAACCGUCGGUGGUGGAUUUUACAUAAACUCGGGGCAGUUGGAAUUUAAGCAGCUGUCCAACUUCGAGCGUCCGGAAGAUGCACAACGCAUGCCGAAACCGAAGAAACGUGCUCUUUCAACAUCGUCCGAAAGCAGUGAUGAAGAGGAACCAGCUGGAGAGAAAAAGAAAUCGACGCAAAGCGUUCCGCAAGCGCAGAAAGUGCAGGCGGAAAAGUCGGCUACACUGACGGAAAGCCAGCAAAAUCGACCAGAGGCUGUAGAGCACGAUAAAGGAACCGUAUCGGUUGUCGUAUCGAGUGAACCAACUGUUGCUGUACUGGAAGAUGAAAAAUCUCGUCUAAAUGGUCAUGUCGCGAAGAAGCAAAAGAUGGUAGAUAAUGGGCCAAUUGGAGUGGAUCAGAAAGCAAAACCUUCGGCCGGUGGUGAGUCUGGGAAGGAAAAAACAAAUGGCGUGAAAGCUAAAUCAUCAACCAGUGUCAGUGCCGUAGCGAGUGUGACCACAGCAGGAAGUGUGGACAGUAGUAAAAAGGAGGAAAAUGGUGGUGUGAAAGAAUUGAAGACCACCACCGUGAAGGAUAUGUUGCGGGCCAAGCGGGAUAGUUUGCGAAAAAUGGAACAGGAGAAGAAAGGUCGUAGCAGUGGUUCGAGUCGCGUUUCCAGCUCGGAAGCGGAAGAGGAUGGCGAUGGUGGUGGAGAUGAGGAGGACGAGGACGAAGAAAACGGCGAGGGUGAUGAUGAGGAUGAAGAGGAAGACGAAGUGUACGGAUUAGAGGAAGUUGGAAGUGAUAAAAAUUCGCGCGAAUCUGGUUCGGACGUGGAUAUGGUGUCGGACAGUGGGAGCAGCCAUAAGAGUGAAAAGAACGCAAGGGGGAAAGUGAUGCAGUCGGUAAGCAGCACUGGAACGGUGGCAACGAAUGGAACGGUCGACAGUGAGGGACGUGCGGUUGUAGCACCGAGCGGACCACAACAGCCUUCCAAGGAACGGAAACAGAAGGACUGCAAGCUGCCAGAAGAUAUUCCCGACCAGCUGCGCAAGGAUGUGGACGCAUUGAAGGAACAGGCGCGUGCUGUGCCCGGCAAUGGAAAGUUAAACUUCUUCGAAAACAAGAUAGCGGACCUACUGAUACGGAUCGACGAUAGUGCACGUUCCAGCAUUGGUUCCAGCAAAAAAAAUGCGAUCUUUCGUCACCUGGAGGCGCAGCUGUCGAUAAGCCGUCAGUCUCUUCAGUUAAAGCUGAAAAAGAUUCGCAUACGAAAGCUUGAAAACAAGUCGAAAUCGGUACUUUCGAAACUAGAGGAUGUCAUUACCGAUACGAUGCCUGCGGUUUUAGCUAAGCAUCAGCUAGACUGUACGAAGGUGAACGAUUUGCGAGUAGCAGCAGCUGCCGCUGCACAAGCCGCCACUUCACUGCCAAAUGGGGAGAAAAGCGAUACCCCACCAAACCCAACUCCACAGAUAAGAAAUCCAAAGAAAAAAUACUCCUGGAAUGAGCGAUCGCGCAAUCUGCUCUGGGAGCUGUACAACAUCCGCCUGCAAACGUACGCACUGGUGCGGCCCCGCAACCAAACGGAGGAAGAAGUGGUGGCCGAGUAUUUGCGCACCAAAGUAGUGCCACUGUGGCCGAAAGGUUGGAUACGCUACGAGGACAUCCACAAGGAGUUGGAUCGGCGGAAAAAGGCACUGGCGAAGAGUCAGGGCAACACCACCGUUGCGGCACAGAAUUCCACGGGGAAAAAAUCCACACCUACCGGUUCGCCUCUCCUAUCGCCCGGAUCGAUAGUCGACGCAGCGCUACUGACCGGUAACAGUAUAAACGGUACGAAAGCGCCAGAUGGCUAUGUUCCGCCCCGAUCGUCCACACCGUCGAGUGUAAAGUCGACCAACAGUAAGGGAGGCAUGGAUGUGGAGAAGGGUUCCGGUUCCGUGAACAACGCAACACAUCACUCACCAAUCACGGUGCAGCCGACUGCCGCUAGUAUGUCGCCCAACUCUUCCUUUAAGCGUACCUCGGACCAUAGCAUUACAAACAUAAUGAACUCACCGCCACCGCCAGUGGAGAAGCAAUCCGGCGAGCAACGUCGCUCGUUCGAUGCGAUCGACCAAUCGCCGAUUACAUUUGCCAGCAUGGACGGUCAGUCCGGGCUGGGUAAAGAUAGUCUGAAACGAUCGCCUGUCACGCCUGUAUCGAUCAACCUGUCGCCCGGCGAACGAAGACACCCAUUGGCAUCGCCAGACCGGCAGAGAUGGAACAGCCGGGAGGAUGAUAGCGAUAGUAGCAUUGAGAUAAUCGCGGAAUAUAACGUUCCCAGGGCUGGUACGGCAAUGUCCUUACAAUCCGGUGCCAAUCUAUCCGCUUCCGUGAGCGUGCUUCAGCCGACAGCAACACCACUGCCCGGUGCUACGGCCAAUCUGCCUGUUUUGAAUAAAGAAAAGUAUAAAAACUUAAUCGCAGGAAAGCAUAAGACGCACGGCGGCAGUGGUAGCAGCGCUGGCUCAAGUCCGAUCACCGCUGGUGACAUUGUGUCGCCGGCAAUGGGCAGUGGAAAGUACUCGAAACACUCACCGGUAGCUGGAGGGCAUGGUAAUGUUGCUUCGUGCGGCAUCAUUGGAUUUGCGGCACCAUCCGGUAAUGUCAGUGGCAAUAUGUUACUUUCCGAUGUGAUCGGUGCUGGUGGAGGAGGAAGCGUCCGGUUGAAGGAUACACCACCGCCCCUCGACGUUGACCAGAUAAUGAAGGAUCUCAAGGAAUUACAGAAACAACAAAAUGUUGGUGGUACGAACCGAAAAUCAGACAGCACAGCGUUACAGUCGCAACAGCAGCAUGAAGUAGCAGCAACGGCAUCCACGAUACCAGCAGCAGCAUCGGGGAAUGUUGUUGCCGACUACUUUAUCGACUGUGAUAUGGAUGAGGACGAUAUUCUCUUCGCCACGAACUACACGUACAGUGGUGGACACAAGAACUGAACGAGCAAAUGCCGUCCAGCAAUACACUGAACGUUUGCCCAAGCAUAUUACAUUGAUCGGUUUUCAAACGUUCUAACCUUUGGAAAGAUCGUUCUGAUAAGAAAAAAAUGGCAGCAUAAGCCUUUGGUGUUGCGGGUUCGUGUUACACCUCGCGUAUCCAAUGGGGAAGUGAAUCCUGCUUCUUAAACAUGGCCAACAGUAAAUUACUAGAACCCACUAUCAUAAUGGGCGCCAAAGAUACGCACACGCACUCACGUUAUACAACUGCGAGUAGCGGUGUGUUUUUGAGCGCUUUGUACAAAAUUGCGUAAAUGUGUUUUCUAAUGUUAAAACGGCUGGUGGCUGAUUUGUUAGAGAGUGGCAUGACCCGAGGGGGGAAGCAUAAGAGACACAAAUACUGAUCGUUAGUUUAAAAAUGUUGCAAAGAUAUGGUAGAAGACAUUAGGUAGAUGAAGCCGUAAUAACUACUACUACUUGUUGCUCAUAAAACGACGCCAAUGGUAAUUGCAAAAUAAGUUAAACAAGUGAGAGGAAAACAAAGUAACGAAAGGAAUGCGUAAGUGCGUUAAAACCACAAAUCCUAUCCUCGUGUGUAGUGUCCGGAUUCGAACUGAAAUUUGUUGUAAGCAGCAGUUCACUAGUGAGGAGUUUCUUUCUUCUAUUUUCUGAUUAGCAAUAGGGUUUUCUGCUUUUGUUUGCUUGCCUGGUCGCAAUAGUUUAUUGCAUUUGAUUUGUUUUACACAUGCAAAAAACAAUCCUACUCGUCACAACAGCAGCUCUGCCACUUUUAGUGAAGUAGAAAAAUAAUGUUCAACUACUGUAUGAUUGAUUGUAAGUAAAAAAGAAAAGGAAGAACUCUUUUGCAUAGAAAGUUGUUAGCGUAAAAGUGAACAAUGUAAGAUAAUUAAACACUCUCAAUUCUAUCAUUAAUUGAUGCUUUGUUUAGAGAUGGGUUUGUUUGCUUUGCAUAAGCACUUCAUUUUCAACAUUUCGGUGCGUUUUUAGUGUAUUAUUUAUCUCACUUAGUUUUUUGUUUGUCUUCAUAUCUUAUUAUGGUCGUUUCUUAAUCUUUAAUGUGUUCCACCUGUAAAAAUCUUUUUUUUCUGGAAAAGGUGUUCUUUCUUUAAGAACGCUUAGUAUAACAAAUCCAAAAUUAAACAACAAACCAAUUUCCCAAUUUUUAGGGACUAAAACUGUUACUAAACUAUGUUCACUAAUCGUACGUUAAAGAGCUUGCUUUAGUUUUCUUCUGUGUUUUUUUUUCUUUGCGAAGAAGGGAUUGGCUGGGAAAAGAAUCUAAUUUAGUCACAAAUCCAAGACCAGUAAGGUGGUUCAUUGAUUAAGAUGUAAUAAAAUGGAAAUUAGAUUUCUACACUGAACUAA